AUUACCACUUUCGAAGUUUUCUAUUAGCGUAAUUCCCGUGAUUACGUGGCAUAAUCUCAUUGGUUGUUUAAGGAUAAAAAUUCUCGGAAGCGGGAGUGAGAGAUUUACUCUGUUUUUUAAUUAAAUACGCGCCAAUUAUAUAGUCCCGCGCGUUAAUCUGUUAAGCGCACGUUAGCAUAAAUGAAAAAUAUUCACUAAAUGACACGUAAGCGAAAGUGUUUAACUUGAAAAAAAAAAGUUUCAACCUUUGUCUCUGUCAGAAGUAGAAAAAAAAAUUGAAGAGUUUUGAUAAAGCGAGGGCAUCAAUGGCGAGAAUCCGUAAAAGGGUUCAAGCUGUUCGUCGUGCUGCCGAUGGAAGCGCUUUCGACAAAUGGUAUUGCCCUCUUUUUUUUUUAUUUUUUUUUGGGAUUGGUCGAUUCGUGAUACUCUGUUUCGGCUUUGGUUCCAGUGAAGAAUGUGGAGAUAUGAUCGCGAUUGCUCUGUUUGAUAUGCACGAGUGUGGGGAGAAACGAAGAGAACCGAAGAGGUUCAAGUGCGUAUCGAGUGAUAGUAAACCAGUUGGGAGCUUUGAAGAUGAGCCUAGAUCACCCUUCGUCUUCUUCCUAGAGGAUUUUAGGAAAAGCUACGAUGGGAACAUGGUGGAUGCUAGUAGAAUAUGUUUCAUUGUGUGGAAGAAGAUGUCAAGAGAGGAUCAGAAACCCUUUAUAGCUCGUGCUGAAGAAGUUGAUUUGGCUCAUAACUUGAAACUAAAAGAAGAAGCUCAAAGUAUACAUAAGGCAGAUGAUGAGGCAGAUUCAAAAGCUGCUACAAAAUUUGACAAGUUAUGUGAGUGCUGUGAUCAUGAAGGGGAGGACUAUGAUUCAUCUGAUCAUUUUGAACAUGAGUUUUGGGAAGAGUGAUAGUGUACUGAAGUACUGAGACACCCGUCUUAGUGGUGGAGAGGGUUUUCACCUGUUGGGAGUUUUUUUCUUUUCGGGGAAUAUUGUGUAAAUAUAGGCAAAGAGAGGCUCAUCUUUUUCCUUAGUAUAUAUAACUUUAGAGCUAUUUCUCUUUCUUUUUUUUGGUUAGUGCUCUUUAAAUCCUUUUUUUUUCAGUCACUACCAAGGGGACAUUGAUUGUUUGGCAAAUUAACUGAUUUGAGAAACAAACAUUGGUGUA
Molecule: messenger RNA, 1158 nt
Organism: Brassica rapa (field mustard)
Lineage: Eukaryota; Viridiplantae; Streptophyta; Magnoliopsida; Brassicales; Brassicaceae
Product: high mobility group B protein 5-like
Biological process (GO): polar nucleus fusion
Cellular component (GO): nucleus
Molecular function (GO): DNA binding
Source: RefSeq, a predicted model, not a curated record